Asparagus officinalis (garden asparagus) is the source of this 1119-nucleotide messenger RNA. RefSeq lists its product as uncharacterized. The coding region runs from base 121 to 705 and encodes 194 amino acids. The transcript has 6 exons. The record is from RefSeq and is a predicted model, not a curated record. Lineage: Eukaryota; Viridiplantae; Streptophyta; Magnoliopsida; Asparagales; Asparagaceae.
UAUACAGCAGAUUGGCAGAGGUUUUUAAAUGUCGAUGAUAGGGUGGACCUCGAUCAUUUCACGGCUCUUCUUUUCUAUUGGGAUACCGAGUCAGCACAGAAUAAAUCUAGGAAGGGCUCGAUGAAUCGACAUAGCAAGCGCAAGCUUGACCACCACUUCGGAUCGACGUCGUUUGCCAAUCUUGAGUAUGGUUAUUGUCGAGGCAUGGGGAAGCUGAUAAUGCCUGUCAAUUUGAAGGCAAAGUUAGCUUACGGCACAUUUCGCUCGACUUAUAAAUAUGAAGUCAAGAUUAAGGAAAACAUGGUGUCGGUGGAUAGUAUUGAUGUUGCGUCAAAGGAGGCAGCACUACGUGCUACUCAAGAAGCUGCUGAUGAUCCUCAUAUCUUGUCUAGAGAGGAAAAUGACGCCAUUGCUAUGAAUGUUAUGGGGUAUAAUAAUAGGGGCAUAUUUCCAUUGAUGGGGGUUGGAGCUAUGCGGGGCACCUCCAGAAUAUUAUCCACGGCGUCGUCACCAACCUCGACUGCGACAGGAUCCUCAACAAGGAUUCCUACCACUUCUGCAAUUUUACGUGUCUCAUGUUAUCUGCGUGGUAAGAUCGACCCUGCAUUACUAAUGCAACUGACGAAGGUUAUGUUUUCAGAUUUGCCAGCAGCCCCCACUAGCGAUGAAGUUUUUACGCACAUCGUAUUAUGUUUGUCCGAUUAGAUUCCAGCUGAAUUAUUUGGAGAAGUUUUGGCCCUUAUAGAUUUAGACACUGGUGCAUAGGAUGGACUUGCUGGAGGAAGCGGUAGUGGCGUGCAGAGGAGGGAUAUUGACGACGACAAUGACUCUUGAUUUUCUGUGGUUGGAUGACUCUCUUCGUGUUGAUAUCAUCUGCUAUAUCGACAAUGAUCUCCUGUGUGUUUAUUAUGUAUUGGAUGGAUAAUUUUAUAUGUAAGAGAGAGAGAGUCAAAAUAUGUAUAAAAAAACAUGUGUUUGAUGCUUUUAUACUGUGAAUUGGUAUGUGUAGAUGACUAUAAGUUGUUUUGCGGAUACUUUAUUCGUUUGUGUACAUUGGUUGGGUUGUAUAGGACUAAUUUCUCAAAUAUGGUAUGUGAUUUGAACUGAUAUUUGGAUUUU